GGGAAUACCAAUUUACCAUGAUAAAGUAUCGGAAUCAAAAAGGUUCUGAUGAAGUUUGCUGACAAAUACGUAAUAGAUAAUAAAACAUUGGAAAAUGGAACCGCCGGGAAAAUUUAUCGAUGUAUAAAUAAAGAUUCUAAUGAAACUCAUGUAGUCAAGGUGUACGACAAGGCCCGGCUGAACGAACGGCGCAUAGACUUGAGCCUAGAGGAAGCACGCAUUGGUCUAAGUCUUCCUGUGCACCCUAAUUUGAUGCAUGUGUUUGACGUAUUUGAUGAAGAAAAUGCAGUUAUGAUUGUGAUGGAGCAUAUGCCCGGCGGGACGCUAUACAAACAUCAAAGUGAGGUCGGUACCAUCCGAGAGGUGCGCACAGCUCGGAUGUUGCGGCAUAUACUGUUGGGUUUAACUGUUCUACAUUCAGUGGGUGUGAUGCAUCGUGAUAUUAAGCUUGAGAACAUUUUCUUACGAUCAAAGGGAAAAUCUCAGAACGGAUUAGAUGAGGUACCUGCUAUUGGGGACUAUGGGUUUGCCACACGAUCAAUACCAAGUAGUCAAUGUGUGGGCUCACCUCAGUACUGUGCUCCUGAGAUUGCUUUCAUUGGCCUGCAGGAGCACUGCGCGACAAGCAAUAAACCGCUGUACAACGAGAAAUGUGAUGUGUGGUCUGUGGGAGUGGUAGCAUUUGUGAUGCUUACAGGCUUGCUACCAUUUGAUGGUCCUACACCGACGCAAGUGUUUACUGAAGUAAUUAAGAAUAUACUCCCUUUCCAACAUCCUUCUUGUAGAAAUAUGAGCCUGCAAGCCAAACAGUUUAUUGUGAAGCUUACAAAUACAAAUCCAUCUAAACGUCCAUCUGCUAAGGAAGCACUUCGUGAUCCAUGGCUUGCUGUAUGAUCCUAAAUGAAGUGCGAUUUUACCUCACCAAUAAGGAUUUGAUUCUUGAUAAUAUUCGCUAACAUCGAUUUAUGCAAAGCGCUGGAAUAUAAUAACUCUCACUGACGAAUGUAAAAUGGUUGUGUGAACACUUUUGAUGAUGAUUAUUAUGGAGCUUCGCGUCGAAAUCCAUGUGCACAUACUUGAAUAAUUUCAUAUGGAAAAAUCAUUUCUGAAGUGGUAAAAUAUACAUGUGUAUUCUAUAUGUUUAAUCCUUUAACAAAAUUAGUAUGAACCUUGCUUGCACAUUAGCACUAAAUGCACUUCAGAGAAGUAUAUAAUUGAAGCUUACGAAUUCCAAUCGGUUAUCUAAGGAAGAGUAUGAAAUAACUUUGGCAGGUGAUACCCUUCCAAAGUAUCUUAUGAGCAAGAGCACCCGAAAUCCCUCUGAGAAACCUUCUGGAACAACAAAUUCUAGCUAUUUACUGUGAGGUAAUACUAUUAGCAAGUUUUGAGAGAAAUACUGUGAUAGGCUUUAAGAAAAAUACUAAUUAAUUUCUCAAAAUGAACCUAAGAAUCUGUUUGAUGUUAACGCGUUAUUACUGUAUUAUAUAUAAACAAAAUCCAGUCGAUGUUAAGUCAUUACUGUAUUUUAUGAUUCGCUUGCAGUUUUGAGAAGGCAUGGCU
Phytomonas sp. Hart1 is the source of this 1560-nucleotide messenger RNA. NCBI's taxonomy places the organism in Eukaryota, Euglenozoa, Kinetoplastea, Trypanosomatida, Trypanosomatidae. The record is from the annotation of a GenBank genome assembly.